GGGGCGAGAGAGGCCGCCACCGUCUGUGUUGUGGCCGCCAGUCAUCAUGUCCGGCACGAGCUAUGAUCGCGCUAUCACAGUCUUCAGCCCCGAUGGACACUUAUUUCAAGUGGAAUACGCCCAGGAGGCCGUGAAGAAGGGCUCGACGGCUGUGGGCGUGAAGGGCAAUGAUGUCGUGGUACUGUGUGUUGAAAAGAAGUCCGUCCCGAAGUUACAAGAAGAGCGGACUGUAAGAAAGAUUUGUCUCCUUGAUGACCAUGUACUCAUGGCCUUUGCAGGACUGACUGCUGAUGCUCGCAUCUUAGUAAAUAAAGCUCGUAUAGAGUGCCAGUCUCACAAACUUACAGUGGAAGAUCCUGUCACUUUAGAAUACAUCACCAGAUUCAUUGCCACCUUAAAGCAGCGUUACACACAAAGCAAUGGACGUCGUCCAUUUGGUACCUCUUGUUUAAUUACUGGCUUUGAUAUGGAUGGAACUCCUCAUCUUUACUUAACAGAUCCCUCAGGCACUUACACCGAAUGGAUGGCUAAUGCUACUGGUAGAAGUGCCAAGACUGUACGUGAGUUCUUAGAGAAGCAUUACACUGAAGAUGCUGUAUCUACAGAGGAAGGAGCCAUUAAGCUAGUGGUACGAGCCCUUCUUGAAGUGGUUCAAUCAGGAGCCAAGAAUGUUGAAGUGGCCAUUAUGAAAGCAAAUGAACCAAUGAGGAUGCUGGAUGUAGGCAGUCUCGAAAAGAUUGUAGCAGAAAUUGAAAAGGAGAAAGAGGAGGAAGCAGAGAAAAAGAAACAAAAGAAGUAGAAUUUUGUUUAGUGCUUCAUUCAAUUAAUUUUAAAAUACUUUUGUCAUGCAUCUCUUCAACUUUGUUUUUCAUAUUUAAGUGGAACUUAAGAGUGUAUUUUUUUCAUUUUCCAGUAAAGGAACAAAAUA
Molecule: messenger RNA, 928 nt
Organism: Procambarus clarkii (red swamp crayfish)
Lineage: Eukaryota; Metazoa; Arthropoda; Malacostraca; Decapoda; Cambaridae
Gene: Prosalpha4
Product: proteasome alpha4 subunit
Biological process (GO): proteasomal protein catabolic process; ubiquitin-dependent protein catabolic process
Cellular component (GO): proteasome core complex, alpha-subunit complex; nucleus; proteasome core complex
Source: RefSeq, a predicted model, not a curated record